This is a messenger RNA of Leptosia nina, 345 nucleotides long. The record is from the annotation of a GenBank genome assembly. Lineage: Eukaryota; Metazoa; Arthropoda; Insecta; Lepidoptera; Pieridae.
AUGUCAGAGCGGGCACCGCUAGCCGUUGCACCGAGCGGUGUGGCGCGUAACCGACGACCUACAAGUGAAAUGACACAGAUCGAGCAGCUACACUCAGUGUCACCAGUGAGAAGUCGAUGCAAUUCUGAUGCGCUUCAAAGUCAGUUCCUCGGGGAGUACGAGUCAAGGCGCUCGAUGUCAAGAUCGGAUGCUGCUUCAAUCACUAAAUCCUUCAUCGUUAAUACGAGAACUCGUACCGAUUACUUGCUAUUAGAUCCAUUCUACAGAGAAAACAAGUCAUUGUUGUUUGUCAAUGAGCAGUGGAAUAGCGACAUCGAUGCUGGGCCAGAAAUUCUUAGGAGUUAA